AAAAUUAUAUAUUUAACUUUUGUUGCAUUUUUGAAACAAAAAUCAUUUUACCAUCCAUCCUUUUUUGCAAUGGAUCCAUAAUUGCAAUAUGAUUUCAUGGGAUGGCCGAGUUGCAUAUAGUUGGACAAGUUUCAUCCGCAAAAAAUUUUAAACAAUCACAUCUACUCUGUAAAUGGAAUUUUUAUGUUGGUAAUGGUUGGAAAAUCAUAUCAGGACAUGAGGAAGGACAAACGCAAGAGAGCUGCGAUUUUUAUACUAAUAAUCCAGUUUGGGAUCAUCCGGUAGAUUUACAUUACACAACUCAGACUAUACAAAAUUCUCCUAAGUUACUAUUACAAGUGUUUGGCAGAGAUAAUUAUGGAAGGAUAAUAUUUCUUUCAUAUGGAGUAUAUAAUGUUCCAGUAUCAUCUGGUUCUUAUGUUUUAGAUUGUCAUACAUGGAAACCUAUUGAAGAUAUAUCAAUCUGUAUAAAUGACACAGAUUGCAAAGAGUCAAUAAAUUCAACCAUAUAUACACAGAUUCCUGAAAUUGAUAAUUCAUCUUUCAAGGACUUAUCAAAUGAUACAGAAGAAGAUAAAAUAUUUACUACUACCAUUCCAACAGAAAUAAUAUCUUCAAGAAUAAAUAUCAACUCAACAGAACAACUAGAAGUACAGUCAACUUUCACAACAAUAUUCUCGCCAGUAAUGCGUCCAAGUGAUUAUGAAAUUCUUACAUUCGAAAAAAAAGAAAUUUGCGAAUGUGACUUGAUUAAAUCUUCUUGUAACAUCAAUUGCUGCUGCGACAUCGAUUGUAAUCAUUCUUAUUUAUCUGCUUUUCCAUACUGUCAAAAUUAUCACAUGGAACUUUAUGACAGACGAUAUUGCUAUAAUCGUAAUUUUAUACAACGAAAUAACACACCUUUUAUUUUUGAAAAACUUGCAAAUAACUUGUUUUGCAUUCUGUACGACAAUCUUCCAUCUAUGUAUAGUACUAAUAAUAAUUUGGUAAGUAACAUAUACGAGGAAGAACUGUGGAAAAUAAUAGAAAUGAACAAUUACAAAUGGGAAAUAAGACAUAGCAAAACAUUAUUCAAAUACAAUUUGUCAAAAUAUUAUCAACAUGGAGAUAUAUUGUGGAAAUUACAUGAUAAAUCUAUUGAAGAAAUAGAGUUUCUACAGUCUGGAUUUACUGGAAUAUGUACAUUUAAAAAAAUUUUAAGGUACUUGCAAAAUUGGAAAGGUGCUUGCAUACAAAAUAAAUUAACAAAUAUUAAUCCAUAUUUGUUCACUGUGACAUUUAGUAAUUUUACAGUUAUUAAAUCUUUGCCAUCAUUCAACGAUACACUUACUACAAACCAGAUGUGUCGAAGCAAUAUUUGUUUACCAGUAAGAAUUCAUUACUGUUUGAAGUCAUUUUCUGCGUGCAAUAGAUCCAGCAUAUCAGGAUUUUGUAUGAAUUCUACUUGUACCAACAUCGUAAAGGGUUUAAAAUAUGUAAUUAGUCACAACAGUUCUGCUGGUAUCAACAGCAUUGAUGCAUAUUUUAAUAUAGGAAAUGCUUCUCAUGCCUUUUAUCAAUAUUUCGAAAUCGAAUAUAAAUGGAUAGAUUCAAAUAACACAAAAAUUUUCACUCGUAGUGAAAAUCCUGGUUAUGAGAUGGGUAAACCGAUUAUUAUUGGCGUUUCUCAUGCUAAUACAAGCGAUAAUAUUUUUUUCAACAGAACCGAUGGAUUUUUUACAUUGCCCUUGGCCAAAAGAAAUGGAGAAUGUGACCAAAUUAAUAGACAUGUUGUUUUAUUUGGUGAAGAUAUAAGAUUGGCAUGUUCGAUUAAAUUGUUUAUCAAGAAUUUUACUGCGUUAUCUUGCGCGGAACUACAAAAUCUGACUAUGCAUUUAUUGACAAACAAUUUGUUAAACAUAAAUCAGCGUUACAUCACUUAUAUCUCAAAACUAGGUAAUUUUUCCAGCAAAAAUGAUGUUGAUUGGCUGCAGAUCAUGUUCGAUAGGAUACCACGAAAUAUCAUAACAGCGUACACAGUCGGUAAACGAAUCUUAUGUUCAGGAUUAGUUACAUCUAUGCAUUUCAAUGUCAUUUAUUCUAUGUUGUCAAAGCCUAAAACAAAUUAUAAAAUAUUGGGUGUUGGGAUCGUAUUCAGCAAAGAAGAAGACAUUAGCUGGCUAAAGUGCGCAUUUGAAAAUUGUACAGAUGUUCUAGAUGUUAAUAUUAUUUCUUAUGUUAAUUUUCAUGAUAUUUCAAAGCCGUCCAAAUAUCAUUUUGCUGGUGGACCUAAUUUAGAUCUUACAUUGCCUUACGAUUUUUUCUAUCCUUUCUUGAAUAGUUCAACUGCGAAAAUACCAAGUAUAUUGAUUUUUUUAAUCAUGUAUAUUUUAUGGAUAAGUAUUUAA
Trachymyrmex septentrionalis is the source of this 2387-nucleotide messenger RNA. RefSeq names its product tectonic-3-like. Lineage: Eukaryota; Metazoa; Arthropoda; Insecta; Hymenoptera; Formicidae. The record is from RefSeq and is a predicted model, not a curated record. Gene Ontology annotation, biological process: cilium assembly. Bases 102 to 2387 code for a protein of 761 amino acids. The transcript has 9 exons. Gene Ontology annotation, cellular component: ciliary transition zone.